Cuscuta campestris is the source of this 1351-nucleotide messenger RNA. Lineage: Eukaryota; Viridiplantae; Streptophyta; Magnoliopsida; Solanales; Convolvulaceae. The record is from the annotation of a GenBank genome assembly.
CGACACGGUCCGAUCCAGUCACCUGUUUCAUACUCCGUAGUUUGGACUUUGGGAGUUUCAGACAUCGCCGGAAUUGGGUCCAAUUUGAUUCAAUUCAAUUUUCCACAAAGCAAAAAAAAAAAGGCAAAAAGAAGAAAAAAAAGGAGAGCUAAUCUGACAGACAAAACAGUUGGAGAAGGAAGAAGAGGGAUGAAGGAAGACGACGGAAGUGUGGGCGGCGCCGCCGCCGCCGCCACAGUGGACACCGGCAGGGCCGAGAGAUCCGUGUGGCUGAUGAAAUGUCCUCUAGUUGUCUCCAGGUCAUGGCAGUCUCAGGCGGCGGCGGCUACCUCCUCCGCCGCCGCAGAUAUUCCGCUAGUCGGUAAAGUCGUUGUUUCUCUCGAUCCGCUCCAACCAGAAGACUCUCACCAAUUUACCAUGGAAAUGGCUGGGAAUGAUGUUGGGAACAUCCCCAAAGGCUACUCUUUGGACAUGUCCAAAGACUUUGUCCCAAUGUGUAUUUUCUCUGAGACAAAUCAAGGUAAGGUGGCCAUCGAAGGGAAAGUUGAACACAAAUUUGACAUGAAGCCUCACUCUCGGAAUAUGGACGAAUACAGGAAAAUGUGUCGGGAAAGAACAAAUAAAUCAAUGAUUAAGAACAGACAAAUACAGAUAAUCGAUAAUGAUCAUGGUGUACACAUGAGGUCAAUGCCUGGAAUGUUGGGUUUGAUUGCAUCCAGCUCUAAGGAGAAGAAGAAAGCAGCUCCAGUUAAGGGACCUGAAGUGAAAAGAACUCGACGGGAUCGUGGUGAACUGGAGGAUAUCAUGUUUAAACUUUUUGAAAGACAACCUAAUUGGACGUUGAAGCAACUUGUCCAAGAAACAGAUCAGCCCGCGCAAUUUUUGAAGGAAAUAUUAAAUGAGCUGUCUGUGUACAAUAAGAGGGGGGCAAACCAAGGCACAUAUGAGCUGAAGCCUGAGUACAAGAAAUCUGCAGAGGAUACUACCAGUGCAGACUAGGGGUUGUCUUCUUUCCCACACUGUAUUACUAGACUGUGUUAUGUAAAGUUUUGUGAACUUUUAAUCUUGAUUUUCUGGAAUUACUGGUAAUGCUUCUAUAACUUUUAAUUUUUAUUACAUGAUGAAUUUACUAUUAUUAAUUCUGAAAAGUACAGUCCAUCAGGCAUGUGAUUGGCUGACAUGAUGAAGAAUUGAAUGUGUGUGUGUGUGAGUUAACUCUGAAGAGCUUUUUUUUUUUGGAGCUUAUAGCUUACUAUACGCUCUUAGUAAGUUUAAGCUCUUUUUGGCACAUCAAUAAGAACUCGAGAUGAUCUUUGGUUUUGGCUUAAUAAAAGAAACUACUGUAGCAAAU